CCCUAGCAGGUUCCACGCACCAGUACGCAUGCUCACAGCUUCAAGGACCAGAGGAGAGGCGGUACCCGACCGCCCACAGCUAGCCCGCACCCGCGGAGGGGCCUGCUCCUCCCAGAAGGCGGCGCGGCCAGCCCCGGCGAACUACGCGGAGGGUUGUGGGGCGGAUAGCUCCCCUCCUGAUGGAGACUCAUGAAACUGGGUGGGCGGGGGACUCAAUAUCCCAGCAUGCCCCGCGGCAGGCCCUACCGGCCGCGACUCCGGGCUUGGCCCCGGCCCUAGCUCGUCGUCGGUGUAUCGGGGCUCGUGGAGGCUGUAGUUACGGUGGCGCCCGCGGGGACGGAGGAGGGAAUGAGUGAAGAGGAGCAGGGCUCUGGCACUAUCACGGGCUGCGGGCUGCCCAGUAUAGAGCAAAUGCUGGCCGCCAACCCGGGCAAGACCCCGAUCAGCCUUCUGCAGGAGUAUGGGACCAGAAUAGGGAAGACGCCCGUGUACGACCUUCUCAAAGCCGAGGGCCAAGCCCACCAGCCUAAUUUCACCUUCCGGGUCACCGUUGGCGACACCAGCUGCACUGUGACUUCCAGUAUUACCCACACCCCUCUCUCAGGUCAGGGCCCCAGCAAGAAGGCAGCCAAGCACAAGGCAGCUGAGGUGGCCCUCAAACACCUCAAAGGGGGGAGCAUGCUGGAGCCGGCUCUGGAGGACAGCAGGCCUGGCUUUUGUGACUUGGCCACCCUGACCCGGCUCCUUCCUGAGAGUUUCCCCUGGUCUGGAAACAGUUCUUUUUCUCCCCCAGACUCUUCACUGCCUGAAGACGCUCCAGUUUUUACCACAGUGGCAGUUGCUGCUCCUGUUCCAUCUGCUGUUCUAACAAGGAGCCCCCCCAUGGAGAUGCAGCCCCCUGUCUCCCCUCAGCAGUCUGAGUGCAACCCCGUUGGUGCUCUGCAGGAACUGGUGGUACAGAAGGGCUGGCGGUUGCCAGAGUACACGGUGACCCAGGAGUCUGGACCAGCCCACCGGAAAGAGUUCACCAUGACCUGCCGAGUGGAGCGUUUCAUUGAGAUUGGCAGUGGCACCUCCAAAAAGCUGGCAAAACGUAACGCGGCAGCCAAGAUGUUGCUCCGUGUGCACACAGUGCCCCUGGAUGCCCGGGAUGGCACUGAGGCAGAGCCGGAUGAGGAUCACUUCUCCAUCGGAGUGGGCUCCCGCCUGGAUGGGCUUCGGACUCGGGGCCCAGGCUGCACGUGGGAUUCUCUGCGAAAUUCUGAAGGAGAAAAGAUCCUGUACCUUCGCAGUUGCUCUCCAGGAUCCCUAGGUGCUCUGGGCUCCGGCUGCUGCAGCAUCCUCAGCGAGCUCUCGGAGGAGCAGGCCUUCCACGUCAGCUACCUGGACAUUGAAGAGCUGAGUGUGAGUGGGCUCUGCCAGUGCCUAGUGGAGCUGUCCACCCAGCCAGCCACUGUGUGUCACGGCUCUGCAACCACCAGGGAGGAAGCCCGAGGCGAGGCUGCUCGCCGUGCCCUGCAGUACCUAAAGAUCAUGGCGGGCAGCAAGUAGAGCCCCAGCUGGACUCACACACAUGCGCCCUUUGCCCCCUGUUCUGCCUCUGGGCUCAUGCACCUGCCCAUCCUCGUGCCCUGUGGAGGUGCUGUCUCUGUCUGACGCAGACUACCUUGAGACUGAGGAGGGCACUGGGCAGGGAGCCAGGGACCACAGGGCCUGUAGCCUGGGAUCCGUCCUCAUCCUGUGGGUGACAUGAGCAGGAAGGAAAUUGGGGCUCCACUGGAGUCCAGAAUAAAUGUGUACUCCUUG
Molecule: messenger RNA, 1806 nt
Organism: Octodon degus (degu)
Lineage: Eukaryota; Metazoa; Chordata; Mammalia; Rodentia; Octodontidae
Gene: Tarbp2
Product: TARBP2, RISC loading complex RNA binding subunit
Exons: 10
Coding region: 349-1551 (400 amino acids)
Biological process (GO): regulation of miRNA processing; regulation of siRNA processing; regulation of viral transcription
Cellular component (GO): RISC-loading complex
Molecular function (GO): double-stranded RNA binding; siRNA binding; pre-miRNA binding
Source: RefSeq, a predicted model, not a curated record